UUGACCACAGUCACACCGUCAGACUACCGAAAGCAAAAUUGAACGAAAUUCACCACCAAACCUGGAAUUUUAUCGCGUUUUGAUGCCUAAAUAUUGGUCAGAAAAUACCAUCAAUGGACUUCCAUCACUAAUGUUCGUGUUUGAGGGCUGAUAAUGAUGAAGAUGAAGCUGCGAGCGGCGGGAGGCGAAAAUCACCGAUGCGAUUUGAAUUCUGUUAACGGAACCGAUCGGCCGGGACAUCGAGAGAGCAGUACCGGAGCGGCUCCGCUCGACAAGGAGGCGGUGUUCGAGUGGUUCGGCUUACAGCUGAGCCCGGCCGGACGCGUAGAGCUGCUCUGCGGGCUGCUGCAUAUGUGUCAGCCGUUGGAGCUACGUUUCCUCGGCGCCUGUCUGGAGGAUCUGGCCCGGAGAGAUUUCUCCGUCCUGCGAGACUUCGAGACCCGGGCCAACAGCCCCGCUGAUCUGGUGGGGCUAGUGGAUGUGAGCGACCCGGUGGUGCUGUCCAAACUGCUCGUUUAUUUGUCUCUUCUCGGAUCCAAAAGUAGGGAUUGCGCCGGAAUACUAUUCAUGACGUUGAGCCGAAUGGAGGCGGGUCUGUGCGGGGCUCUACCGGAGCCGGAGACGGUCGAACAGCUGCGGUUGCUCUUCACGAUGGGCUCGUUACACCCGGCGUUCAGCUUCCAUCAACGCGAGGAGCUGCGAGCGCAGCUGGAAAGACUCCAAGGAUGGAGCCAGUUUUCCAGAGCGGGGUUUCUGUGUCCUCACCAGGAAAAUGACGUAGACUGGACUCUAUGCAGCAAUCCUAAUUCGCACCUCAGCAGCACAUCACGUAGGGAAGUGGUUCAUAUUGAGAAGAUCAUUCUGAAGGAUGUAUCUGUGGGAGGAGAUGGCAGGCAAUAUAGUUUUGAGGUGAAAUGGUCCGACUCCUCAUCCACUGCUAUCACCAAAAGUCAUCGUGAGUUAGAGAAUUUUCUUUUAAAGCUUCCAAAGGAGCAGAGUCCGGAUGGCUUUGAGAAGAGUAUUGUGAGGUUACUCAAUUGUGGAGACCAGAAUGAACACAGAGAACUGGAGAGAACCCUCAGGGAGAAGUUCUUGUCUCUGUCACAGGAUGUUCUUCAGCGGUGUGACGUUGCCAGUUUCUUCCAGUCUGAUCCAUCUUUAUUGUCCUGCAGCCACUGUACCAGUGCACCUGUAUCCAGAAUCCAUCAGUCUGAACGGGGUUUCUCUGAGGACUGCUCUGAGACCUCCAGUCUGGAGGAAGAUGUGGAUGCUUACAGCAUCAGAGAUACAGGACUGAGUAAUCCGUGUUCUGAAUGCCAGCGAAGGGGAAACUGUGAGCAGAAUGGAGAGAGGGAACAGAGCUGUGCAAAUGACAGACAAAUCCACACGCCUGGACAAAAGAGCAAAGGAAGAUCAGCUGGCAAAAGGGACAGAGGCCGACGAGUGACCACUGCAAAGAGUUCAAAUGGGAUUCAAAAACCUUCUGCAACAUUGAUGAUCAACCAGACUGCUUGCAAAGACACAGGACGGGACCAGUAUGGUGACACAUCAUCAGAGAGCUCGAACUCUGUGCCGUCAAGCCCUGUUUACCAGAAGAACCUGGAGGACCAAGAUACAGAGAGUCAAUCCGAUAACUCUGCGCAGGAACCUGCUGAAAAGAUUCACCUCGCCAAAGGCAUUGGCGGCAAAGCGGUUGCCAUGGUGAACCCAUUAGUUGCCGAGCCUCAGAACGUUCUGCAGCCACCUUCAGUGGUGGAGUUGGCGCUGACCGCUUGCCUCCCCUACGCUCUACAGUACAACACCACCCAGAGGGACGCCGGAGAGAGUAAGAUAACCAUUACGAUUCCACUGGCCAGAGACCCGGCACCAUCAUCGGCCAGCACUCACCCACAGCAGCAGCCUCCACCGAGGGCGUUUAGCGUCCUCUCGGCUGGCCAGUGUCCUCUACUGCCCACCAACAUCACAGCCAACAAUCCUGUCAAAUCAAACGUCAAGGCCUCGUCACUGCCCGUAUCUGUCAACACCCCUUCCAGUUCGAGUUCCUGCCACGUCUCCACUAGCCAAGUCCCAGGAACUUGUCCUACAAAUGUACCCACUCACACCCCGGGGCCCGGGCCACUGCCGGCCCCUGCCGUCACACACAGCACAGCUCAGAGCGAUUCCUUGUCCUACAUCAACAGCUCGAGCUUGUCGGUCACAGCACAAGCACAGCAAGGGGGCUGCAACACCUGUGGAUGUCGUGGAAGCUGCGGGGGCAACACUGCUCAACAGUCACCCAGCUACUUCCUUCCCCCUCAACCUGCCCGUCAAAUGUUUGGGCCACCGCCCCCCUUCUUCCAUCUCCCUCCGUCUCUAUGCAAUAGUUUCCCUGCCCAGGGUCACCAAAAUAACGGGUCACCUCUGCCCUUCUACGCCCACACUGGUCCUCCCGCAGCUUUUCUACACGCCCACUCGGAUCCUAUGCUGGCUUCACAGGCAGGCUACAGCAUGCCUCAAAUGCCCCCUUUUCGACGCUUUUAUCCUCCUGUUUUUCCACCGGUGGGCCUGAUGUCAGGUGGAACCGGCCCAAAAAAGCCCACUAAUGUGUCCUGCUAUAACUGCGGUAUGAGCGGGCAUUACGCCCAAGACUGCAAACAACUGUCCAUCGAUGCCGGGCUGACGGGUGGUUUCCGGCUGAAGUAUGUUGCCCCAAACUCUUCGGAAACACUAGACAAAACUGAUUGACAGGAAGCAGGGGAACAAGCAAUUCCAGAGAAGCUUUAGACUGAUUUUUAUGUUUGUAUUAGCAUUUUGUCAAGAAAUCCCAUGCAAAGGGAGAGAAUAUAUCUGUACAUUUUGGACACGGCCACACUUUGGUCAAGGUGCAAAACCUUACAAAUUUGGUUUUCUUAGAAACAAAUUGAUCGAGUUCUAGUUUAAAUAGGAUAAGUUGUUUGUUUUAGGUUCAGGAUAAGUACUUUAUUGUUGUCAGAAGACUUUUGUUUUUUAUGAACAAAAGUUAAUUUGAAAAUGAGUUCUCUAGUGCAGUAUUUCUUUCUUUUUUUUUUGACAACACGUGAAUCUGUAUAGGCUUUUAUACGUGCCACGAGCAAUUAAAGGGAUAGUUCACCUAAUAAUUGAAAAUUCUGUCAUUAUAUUCUUGCUUUCAUGUCGUUCCAUACCCGGAUGCUGCCAUAUUUUCCAUGGAACACAAAAGUAAAGUUUUCAAAGAAUCUUUACGCAGCUUGACAGACAUCGUGUCCAUGUCUGUCAGGCUCCAAAAAGAAAAGAAAAAUCUUCUGGAGCAAUACGGUAGCAUUAUCACAAAAAUGAACGCACCAUUUUUGAGCACAAAAAAGACGCAAGCUCUGGCUUAGGUGAAGAAUAUUCCGAGAAUAACAACUACAUUUUGGUCUAGACUCGGAAUGGAACGAGUCAUAUCGACAACUUGUUUUGUUCCACAGAAAAAAUUAAAACAUACAGUUUUGGAACGAUAUGAGGGUGAGUAAAUAAUUACAUAAUUUUCAUUUUUGGGUGAACCAUUUCUUUACGGCAAGAAAAACAAUACUCAGUUGUGUUUUUGUAAACAUAUUUUGAAAGUUCUUUAUUUGUUAUCAAAGAUUCGCUUUUGUCUUAGCUGAUAAUGGCGAUUAAGAGAGAAGAUCAAAGCGGAUAACGAUGCUCUUUCUGACAUUAUAUGCUGCUUGUUUGCCCCGUUGUCAUUUUGGAUGUGAUGCACUACAGCCGUUCUCUGAAAAACGUAAGUCAGGCGUUUAUAAUGCACUGAAAUAGCCAGAUUUACAGUACUGCCUCCAUUCACAAGCUCUGACCACUAGAGAGCGUCAGAGAUUUUUACCAUGCAGCUUCAGGUCUUAUUGAUAUUGUAUUGAAGUCUUCAUGGCAGAAGUGCUUUGGGAGUCAAAUAAAAUCAGUUAUACGCACUCAUUCUUAGCCUAAAACACUGUUAUGAGGAAAUACUGAAUAUAAUUUAAAUGUCAAAUACUCUGUAACCAAGAAUGGAUGGUUUUUGGUAGAAAGGUGUUUGUAAACAUAGGACAACUCUUUAGCAUCAAGAAUAUCUUGCUUGUGUGUUGAAGCUAUUUUUCUUAUAACUGUCAAAGGGAAAAGCGGGCAGAUGUUUGUGCCUAUUGCCAUGCGUUGGAAAUUAUUUGUUAUAAGUAAAUAUUUAAAAUAUCAAAGUUUUUAUAAUUUCUGAAAUCUUGCUGAAAUUGCCAAAGCUGCCCUUCCUUUUUUAUAUGGAGAUUUGGCAUGUUUGUAUCGAGGGAAAUAGCUGUAAGGAUUUUAUUUUGAUAUUUUCAAAGACAUUUUGAUGAAGGGCUCGAGGCCUUUAGUGUGGUUGUCCAGGUGUUGCACAUUUACUAUAAGUAACAUCACCUGCAAUUGGGGAGCUCAUUUGUUACCCCCAAUUCCUGGAUUUUGUUACAGGGUUUUAAAUGUGCUUUGUUUGAUUGACCUGGUACAAUAAACACUAAUCUAUAAAUAGACUUUGAAGGGAGUUAAAUACUCCAGGUUGAAUUCAAAAAGCUAUGGACCGUAUUCGUUAUACUUCUAUGGAUUUAUGAAGCUGUACUGUAUGAAUGAGGCUUCGCCUCUGUUUAUGUUUACUGUAUUUCAUAUGUACAUGUUGAUUAAUCUGGACUGAAAGGUCAAAUUAAUCUGAUCACAUUUGCAUUCUCUGGCAAAUUGAUCAUGUCGGUCAAGAUAUUAGCAAUAAAUAUAAA
Xyrauchen texanus (razorback sucker) is the source of this 4721-nucleotide messenger RNA. Its product is annotated as zinc finger CCHC domain-containing protein 2-like. Bases 154 to 2724 code for a protein of 856 amino acids. The record is from RefSeq and is a predicted model, not a curated record. Lineage: Eukaryota; Metazoa; Chordata; Actinopteri; Cypriniformes; Catostomidae. The transcript has 14 exons. Gene Ontology annotation, molecular function: zinc ion binding; nucleic acid binding.